AUGGAACAAGGCGCCCAGGCAAGGAACCAGCGGGCACCUCAACUGGAGAAGAGAGACUUCCAAGGAACAGGAGAACAACCGGUCACUCCAGUAGCGGCGAUUCAGACUGAGUCCGAAAGGACUAUUCCUAUCCCCUUGUCUGGAGUUGGUAGAAGAGUGAAGAGAGGGUGCAUGAAGAGAAGCUGUCCUUUUGGAGCAUUCCUGCGGAGAACACUCAAGGAGAACAGUCCUGAGACAGUUCUCGAGCGGAACAAGCAGACGGAGAGAUCCCGAGUAUAUGUUGAUGACUUGUUGAUAACAGGGUCUAAGACAGAGAUGAUAGAUGAGUUCAAAAGCAAUAUGUCGAACAAAUUCGAGAUGAGUGAUCUCGGUCUCUUAACCUAUUACCUCGGUAUUGAAGUGGUUCAAAGCAAUGAAGGAAUAUUUAUCAAACAAGCGAGCUAUGCAAAGAAAGUUCUUGAAGAAACAAGCAUGAUUGACUGCAAUGCAACACAGUUUCCUAUGGAUGCUGGUCUAAAACUUUCAAAGGCGGAGCAGGAGGCAAGCGUGGAUGAGAAGGAUUACCGCAGGGUCAUAGGGUGCUUGCGUUACUUGGUACAUACUCGAACGGACCUAUCGUAUUCCGUUGGAGUAAUAAGUAGGUAUAUGCAUGAACCUAAAACUUCGCAUUGGAUGGCUUUGAAACAAGUCCUAAGGUAUGUAAAAAGCACACUUGCGUAUGGUCUCAACUUCUUGCGGUCAAGCAAAGCAGGAUGGACGUUAACAGGGUAUAGUGAUAGUAGUCACAAUGUUGACAUUGAUGAUGGAUGA
Molecule: messenger RNA, 810 nt
Organism: Brassica rapa (field mustard)
Lineage: Eukaryota; Viridiplantae; Streptophyta; Magnoliopsida; Brassicales; Brassicaceae
Source: RefSeq, a predicted model, not a curated record